Messenger RNA from Musa acuminata subsp. malaccensis (wild Malaysian banana), 1280 nucleotides. Its product is annotated as deoxyhypusine hydroxylase-B. Gene Ontology annotation, biological process: peptidyl-hypusine biosynthetic process. Lineage: Eukaryota; Viridiplantae; Streptophyta; Magnoliopsida; Zingiberales; Musaceae. The record is from RefSeq and is a predicted model, not a curated record. Gene Ontology annotation, molecular function: deoxyhypusine monooxygenase activity.
GUCAGCGAGGGUUUUGAUCGCGCUUUGGGUUCCCCCUCGCUGUCUUCCUCUCUGCGCCGAAGCGAUGGGUUGUGAGAACUCCUUCGAGUCGUCUCCGGAGAUGGAGAGAUUCCUCUGCGAGCGGCUUCUCGAUCCCAGCCAACCCAUCUCGGAGCGCUUCAGGGCUCUCUUCUCCCUCCGUAAUCUCCGCGGCGCUGGCCCUCGCGAGGCCCUAAUUUGUGCCACAAGGGAUUCUUCAAAUUUGCUUGCACAUGAGGCAGCAUUUGCUCUUGGUCAGAUGCAGGAUGUCGAAGCAAUUCCUACCUUAGUGAAUGUUCUCAAAGAUAUGUCAUUACAUCCAAUUGUUCGUCAUGAGGCAGCUGAAGCUCUUGGAGCAAUUGGCUUGGACAGUGUUAUUCCCAUUUUAGAAGACAGUUUGACAAAUGACCCAGCUCCAGAGGUGCAAGAAACAUGUGAAUUAGCUCUUAGACGAAUUAAGGAACAAAAGAGCCUCAAUAGUAUGGAUGGAACAUCCCCAAUAAAUGCUUCUCCCUUUCUUUCAGUUGAUCCAGCUGUGCCUACUUCCCUUAUUUCUUCAGUAGAUCAAUUGAGGGAAGUUCUCCUAAAUGAAGAAGAGGGUAUGUAUGAGAGAUAUGCUGCACUAUUUGCACUAAGAAAUGAUGGUAGAGAUGCUGCAGUUAGCGCUAUCAUUUCAUCAUUAGGUGCAAGAAGUGCUCUCUUACGGCAUGAGGUCGCAUAUGUCUUGGGUCAGCUGCAGAACAAAACAGCCACUGCUACACUUUCUGAGGUCCUAAAAAAUGUUGAUGAGCACCCAAUGGUUAGACAUGAAGCCGCAGAAGCCCUCGGCUCCAUAGCAGAUGGUGAAUGUGUGGCACUUCUGAAAGAAUUUGCAUCGGAUCCUGAACCAAUAGUUUCCCAGAGCUGUGAGGUUGCUUUGAGCAUGCUCGAGUACGAAAGAUCCGGCAUGUCCUUCGAGUAUCUGUUUUUGCAGAAGCCCUUGGUGCAAUAGGCCCUGAUAGAGAAAGAGGCUUCACUGCUGUAUGUCUCACUAUAUCAGGACGCGGUGUCUGCUUACUUUAUAUGAAACCAACAGCCAGCCGCUAAGAAACCUACUAAUGCAGAACUAGUUGCAGGAGUUGUUUGAUCAUUAUGAUAAAUUAUCCCAUGCAACAUGUUCAUGUACUUCUUUUUAUAUCGAUUGUUAGAUUUUUGCUGUUGGAACAUGAUUAUGGCAGAACAAAAAAAAAAAAGACCAUGUUAUCCAACAUCAUUUGCAUCAA